CUCUAGGUCACCGACAGGAAACAUAAACCACUUUAACAAGUGUGAAAAGACACAGGCAGAUUUUCACACAGACUAAGAACUUGAUGACAGAGGCUAUGCCGAGGACGUAAAGUGCUGAGACUGAAGCUGAAGGUUCAUGAUGAGUUGUUUCCUGCUCUCGGUUUGGAGGUCCAGUUUGAUUCUCUGCCUGGGUCAGCUUUUGCGUUGUGGAGAGGCCAGAGUGAAAACUGAAGUACAAGCUGGGCCUCUGUAUCGUGUGUUAGGCUCUCCCCUCUCCAUCACCUGCAGUGUGAGUGGCUUCAGAAGUGAAAACACUGACAAACAUUUUGAAUUCCGUAUGACGAAGCCUUCAAACCCAGACUUUGAGAUCCAAAUCAUCAGUUCACAUGAAGAUACUUUUGGAUAUUCUUCUCACCUAUCCCGUGUGAGAAAAAAUGAAAUUACUUUGAAACGUCUCUCACCAAACUCAGUCCGCUUCGAGAUAAAAAGUCUGCAGAAAACUGAUGAAGGGGAAUAUGAAUGUACUGCAGUCAACUUAGAAGGUGCUUAUGAUGGAGAGUAUUCUGCUAAGACAGUCGUUAAAGUGAUUGAAGACUCCCUGAGUGUCUCAUCAUCUGCUUCCACGCCACUGAGCUUAAACGAGGGUGAAGCUCUGACUUUAACAUGCCUGGCCUCUAGCAGCACCAGCCAGCACACCCAUCUGUCUGUUGCCUGGUAUCUCCAUAAAGAUGGACAGGAGGACGCUCAGCCUAUCAUUUCUCUGAAUAGAGAUUUUACACUGAGCCCAGGCCAGGGGUUUGAAAGGCGUUACCAAGCAGGUCUCAUACGCUUAGAUAAAUGGGGAGAGGCCUCGUACAGCCUAAAGAUGGCUGAGGUUGAGCCAUCAGACCAAGGUAGGAUCUACUGCCAGGCUCAGGAGUGGAUCCAAGAUCCUGAUGGCUCCUGGUACAUCAUCAUACAGAAGAAUGCAGAAGAAAUGACCCUGACAGUUAAAGCCACAGAGGUGGUGGAGCCAUCGUCUCCGUCUCUGGCAGUGGAAAUCUCAGCACAGCCGGCAGCGCUGCAGGAGGGGCAGGAGCUGAUGCUGUCCUGUAAUAUAAACACACAGGACGUGGAGAAAAGAUUCUUCUCUGUAGCAUGGCUCAAGGGAAGUGUGGAGCUGGCCCGCAUUGGUCCCACAGGCGUUCUCACUGUGGCACCGGAGUACAGUGUUCGACAGAAAAAUGGAGAGCUCAGAGCCGCCCGGAGUGGGAACAGAGAUUACCGUCUCAUCUUAAAGCCUGUGAGAACUGAGGAUCAGGGAGAGUAUAUCUGUACAGUCUGGCCUCAAGAGAGAGGCCAAGAUGAUACUUUUAUUGAGGGAGAACCCAAAGACUCCAGCCCACAGCGGGUCAGCGUCUCAGCCACAGAAAACAGGCUGACAGUCAAAAUGCAGCAGGCUGUAAAUGUGGCCGAAGGGGGCGGGCUGCAUCUCUCCUGUAAAGUGGAUGGGGUUCAAGGUCAGCUCUCUGUCACCUGGCAACACAAACCAACACCAACGGCCCCGUUCACUGAGAUCAUCAGCAUGAGUCAGGAGGGUGUUACAGAGAUAGCAGAGGAGUUCGUUAGUCGCAAAGUGAAGGUGAUGCGUCCAUCUACUGACAACUUCACCUUAGCGCUUGAUGAGGUCACACUGUCUGAUUCAGGAGUGUACCAGUGUGCUGUGUCUGAGCGCAAACCUAACAGCAAGACUCACAACCAGGCACAAACUACCACUGUGACAGUGACUUCUAUAGAAAACAGGCUGACAGUCAAAAUGCAGCAGGCUGUAAAUGUGGCCGAAGGGGGCGGGCUGCAUCUCUUCUGUAAAGUGGAUGGGGUUCAAGGUCAGCUCUCUGUCACCUGGCAACACAAAUCAACAUCAACGGCCCCGUUCACUGAGAUCAUCAGUAUAAAUGAGGAGGGUGUUACAGAGAUAGCAGAGGAGUUUGUGAGUCGCAAAGUGAGGGUGAUGCGUCCAUCUACUGACAACUUCACCCUAGUGCUUGAUGAGGUCACACUGUCUGAUUCAGGAGUGUACCGGUGUGCUGUGUCUGAGCGCAUAACUAAUGGCAAGACUCACACCCAGACACAAACUACCACUGUGACAGUGAUUUCUAUAGACACGCUGAUGGGAGUGUCUCUAAUCAGUCGCAAGACUCGGGUGAUUGUUGGAGAAAAAUUGGAGUUGAUGUGCCGGGUCAAAGGUCCACACAUGCCGGUAACAGUGACUUGGAGCGUGCAACGUGAGGCUAAAACACCAGACACCAUCCUGACACUUUCCCCUGAUGGCACCAUCAGUUGGUCUGCAGAUCAGAACCACUACCAGCUACGAGUAGAAAGCAGAAAAACUGAAGUCAUGUACUAUCUGCUGGUCAUUGGUACCAGCCACAGAGAAGGAGGAAGCUACCAGUGUAAUGUGUCUGUCUUACUGAAGAAUGUGCACAAGGAGUUGAAAGCAUCCAAUCAGCUUUCUGUGAUAGUAAUCAACCCAGUAAGCAGGCUUGAUGUGUCACCUAUUCCUGCGUUGACAACAAACAUGAACACUGACAUAACAAUAACAUGCUCCAUCAUCACAAAAACGUCUGAAUCAUCACUCUAUUCGAUCACCUGGCUGCAUGAGGAAAAUGCCGGAAAUAAGACCAUUGUAAGCUUGGACCGGAAUUCCAUAGUAACGGAAUCCCAGGUGGACCUGCGUCAGCGAAUCAGCAUGAGGCGCAGCAAAGGACCCACUUUUGAACUGAUUAUUUGGCAAGCUCGAAUCUCAGAUAAAGGUUUAUAUACAUGCAAAGUGGGCGAGUGGCUUCAAGAUCCUCGUGGUGAAUGGUAUCUGCUCUCAACAGUGUCCAAAAGCACAGUGCUAACAAUUACUGAGCCUGCCCCCAACCUUCGUUUAGAUAAGAAAGAGCAGCAGCUGACUGCCAAAGAAGGAGAUGAAGUCAAGCUCAACUGUAGCAUCACCUCAGGAGCUUCUGGUUCUUUGGUUUUCUAUCGAGUCAUUUGGCAUUAUGCUGCACACAGUUCUUCUUUGAAGAAAGCCUCCCUGGUGGAGCUUGAUCACACCGGCCUGGUGAGUUACCCAGAGAACAAAGACAUCAGAGGCCUGCAGGAGCGGCUACGCCUGUCCAGACCCACUCAGAAAAGCUUUUACCUAAGUAUUCAGAAAGCCCAUGAAGAGGAUAGUGGAACCUACUGGUGCCAAGUGGAUCAAUACCAGCUGGAUAAUGAAGCUCACUGGCAGCUGAAGGCCUCAGACAGUGGUGGUGUCCCCUGUAACAUCAACAAACAAUCCAGCCAUGAAUCCAAGUUCCAGGUCACAUGGUUUUGGCAGAAAGAAAUAGAAACGAAACAGCGCCCCAUAUUCACAGUCUACAGAAACUCGACUCUACAGGACAGGUUUGGGGAGAAUGUUCGCCUGAGAUACGACCACCCUGACCCCAGCCAAUUCAGCCUCACGUUCUUGAAUCCUGGUCCUGAUAAUAGUGGCCUGUAUUUCUGUGAGGUAGAGGAGUGGCUGCCUUCUCUGUCUCGUGGGUGGAGAAAAGUUGCAGUGGAAAAGUCAGGGCAUUUCAAUGUCAGUGUUCUCACAGAAGGUGAUGCUAAUGCUAAUGCCGUAUCUGAAUGCAACACAACAACCUAUACAAUCGUUAUUGCAGUUCUCAUCAUUAUGGUGGUGGUUAUGUUAUUACUGAUGUUCAAGGUGUGCAGAAGUAAAAGCUCACAAGGAAAAAACUCAUCUUCAUCUCUCUGGGCUGAAUCAGUACCUAUGAACAAGAAACCCAGUGGAGACGAUUGAACAGCAAAGACAUUUUUUUUGGCGUAUUUUAGAUAUGAUGCAAAAAUAUGUAAAAUUUUCCAUUUAAAUAAUUGUGUCCAUUCAUUUGUUUAUAACAUUCCAUGAAGUAGCUCUGCUGAUUUACUUUUAGUACAGGUAGGAAGAUUUUUUUUCUUUAGGAGUUAAUGAAAUUACAUUUAGAAAGGCAAUUCUCAUUUUAUAAAUACUUCUGCUCAUUUUUAAGGCCCGAAUGCACAAGCAGCUGAACUGUGGUGAGUCUGUGGCUUCACAUCUGCGAAGACGUUGCAAUGUAGCACGUUUUCAUGCAGUUAUAAGCAUAAAUUGUGGUGAAUGUCUAACUAGUUCAGCAAUUACUCAACCGGGAAGUGCUGUGGUAAUGCUCAGAAUGACUGUGUGGUCUUGAAAUCCUGCUGAGUUGUCCAUGUGGCAGACAUUUAAAUGUUAGAUACUGAUUGCCACAAUGUUCUUAAGAAUUUUCACAAGAUACUUACUAAUGCAAACUUUUCCCUUUUUUGCUAUCGUUACAAAAUUGUUUUUCUAAAGCUUACGAAAUUGUUUGGUGAUGACAGUAUUUCUCAUUUGCAUCUGAGCCAUGAUGCACAGUGUUAUAUAUAUGUGUGUGUGUGUGUGUGUCUCGUUUUUUUUGUUUGUCACAUGCAAUCUAGUAUUACAUUUUUUUCCAUUGCUGUGGCUUGAAACAAUAAUUCUGAUUUAAAUUUUUAACUGAAGAUAAAAGCCAUCUAAAGAAUAGACCUUGACAGUUCAUCAUUAGAUAAGAUACUGAAUAUCAAUGGAUUGUAAAAAUGAACUGCACACAUAUGGUGGACAUAGGUAUUGGUCAGCCAUUUAAAGCAUUUUAAUUCAUGGUUAUUCAUCUUGCCUUUGUCCCACUGGCUGUUAAGUUGAGUGUUACUUUUUUAUGGAUUGUAUUCCUCUAUGAAUUUUAUUUUUUCAAAAGUUAUAGGCUUGGGCAGGUCUACUGCCCCUGAAGGACUGCUUUUAUGUUGAUGUGAGUGCUUUCAAAGUGAAAAAUAAAGUCAGCACUUUGACGUGUCAAUGUGUCAAAAUAA
Molecule: messenger RNA, 4884 nt
Organism: Haplochromis burtoni (Burton's mouthbrooder)
Lineage: Eukaryota; Metazoa; Chordata; Actinopteri; Cichliformes; Cichlidae
Product: immunoglobulin superfamily member 3
Source: RefSeq, a predicted model, not a curated record